Molecule: messenger RNA, 1827 nt
Organism: Toxotes jaculatrix (banded archerfish)
Lineage: Eukaryota; Metazoa; Chordata; Actinopteri; Toxotidae
Product: MAGUK p55 subfamily member 7-like
Exons: 18
Coding region: 1-1827 (608 amino acids)
Biological process (GO): protein localization to adherens junction
Cellular component (GO): plasma membrane; cell-cell junction
Molecular function (GO): protein binding
Source: RefSeq, a predicted model, not a curated record
AUGCUGAGCCGAACUGAACACAGAGGAGUGUGUAGGCUGCUAUCAUCAGUGAUGUCUGGAACAGAGUCUCAUACAGACAGAGAGGAGGACUACAGGUUCCUCCACAGUAUGUUGAUGGAGAAGAAGCUUCACCUGCUCUUCAAGAUCCACGAGCGGCUGAAGCGCUUUGAGAAGCGAAGCCCCAUCCCCGUCCAAGAACACGCGGCAAGUCUGGCCUCAGACUUGGCGGAGGAGCUGAUGUACGAAGGCUGGAGAGAUGAAGUGAAAGAACUGGUUUCCCUCUUUUCCAAACCCCACUUUAAGAGUCUCCUGUCUGUCCAUGAUGCUGUAGCCCAGAGAGACUUUGAGCCUACUCUGCCACCGGUACCUGAUAAUGUACUGGAGGAGGACGAGGAUUCGGUCAAAAUUGUCAGUCUGGUCAAAACCAAAGAACCUCUGGGGGCAACAAUUAAGAGGGAUAAAGCCUCUGGAGCCAUUGUAGUGGCGAGGAUCAUGAGAGGAGGUGCAGCUGAUAAAAGCGGCCUGAUCCAUGAAGGAGAUGAGCUGAAAGAGGUGAAUGGAGUCUCACUGGAGCACAGAAAGCCAAAGGAAAUCCUUCCCCUACUGGCUCAUUCUCAGGGUGACAUUACAUUCAAGAUAAUUCCUGCCUGUUCAAAGGACGAAAUGUCUUCAAAUAAGAAGAAGCUCUUUGUACGGGCUCUUUUUGACUAUGAUCCAAAAGAAGAUCCCGCUGUCCCAUGCAAGGAGGCAGCAGUCUCCUUUAAAAGGGGUGACGUCCUCCACAUUGUCAGCAUGGAGGAUGACACCUGGUGGCAGGCCUGUCACCUCAGGGACAGCAACAGUCGGGCAGGGAUCAUCCCCUCACAGCAGCUACAUGAGAGGAGAGUUGCACUACAGCGACCCAAAGCCCUGUUCAAGCCUCGGCAAGUUAACCCACCAGAUGAGGGGGAAGUCAUGGAGGAUGUAGACUAUGGAGCUCUAACAGGGAUCCACAUUGCUGGUUUACGAAGGAGUUUCCGACUUGGUAGAAAGAGCAGCAGGGCCAGAGAAGCUGCUCGCUCCAGGAGGUGGAGUGCGGGGGUACAUAGCUCAUUUCGUCCCCCUACCUACAUAGAGGUGAUCCCCUAUCGCAGAGACCCCAAGGACAGACACCGUCUGGUUGUUCUGGUUGGGCCCAGCGGCGUUGGCGUAAAUGAACUGAAGAGGAGGCUCCUGAUUUCCGACCCCGACCGCUAUGGCGUCACUGUACCGCACACCACGCGUGAGAAGAGGAGGCAGGAGAAUGAAGGGAUUGAUUAUCAUUUUGUAUCAAUUCACAUGUUCGAAGAGGACAUUCUCAAUAAUAGGUUUAUAGAAUAUGGCAGAUACAGAGGUCAUUACUAUGGGACAAGUCUAGACUCUGUGCACAAAGUGAUGGCUGAAGGCAAGGUGUGCAUCCUGGAUGUGCAUCCUAGUAAAAUAAAGCACGUGUACACAUCUGAAUUCAAACCAUACGUGGUGUUCGUGAAACCCCCGCGUAUCGAGGAGCUACGUCUCACCCGACGGAGAGCGAAAUUCAUCUGCGAUGAAGAGGACACAAACCCAGUCAGGAUCUUUUCAGAGGAGGAUUUUGAGGAUAUGAUUGGCUUGGCUGAAACCAUGGAGAACCAGUAUGGUCACCUGUUUGACAGAGUGAUUGUUAACGGGGAUAUCGCCGUGGCGUUCAGGGAGCUGAAGGCAGACCUCAAGAAGACUGAGGAGGCAGAAGUCCAGUGGAUUCCUGCACAGUGGAUGUGCUCCUCGCCAGCGGCACGGAGAAGUUGUGGUCAUUUGACCGGCUGGAUUUGA